AUGACAGACGCCCAACACCUCAUCAACUACGCCCGCACUCAAUUCGACGCCAUCGCCGCCGACGUAGAACGCCACUUCGACCAAGUCGCCGGAACUCUCAAAGACCGCUUCAACUCCUCCGCACCUCUCCCCCCGCCAAAACGCCGCCUUCCUCCACCUACAACCUUCCAACAGGUCGAACGAUGGGUCUCGCGAAACAAAGCUCUCACAGCUGCGAUAGUCGCGUUCGUGGUGACGGGCUCGGUGGGCACGUUCGUUUACAUCCGAAGCAAGAGCCUGAACAGGAAACGGAGAGCUAGAAAGUCGGCGUCGGGCGCGAGGACUGAUGUUGUGGUUGUUGCAGGUGCAGUUGCGAAUCCGCUCACGAGCGCGCUGUACCUUGAUCUCGAGCGAAGGGGGUUUGUGGUGUACGUCGUGGCCAGCACAAGGGAGGAUGAACAUUACGUCCGCGCUCAGCGUCGCGCGGAUCUCAUUCCUCUAUCUCUGGACUUGUCAGAUCCAUUCAGAGCUCAAGAGCAGCUUGCGAAACUUCAGACAUUGCUGAGCAGGCCACAUGUUGCCUUCGAUGGCGCGGAGCCGCAUAAGUUACAGUUGAAAGGAUUGGUCCUUGUCCCGGACACGAAGGCUGCGCCGGCGAGGGUAGAGGACAUCACGAGUGGGGAAUGGAGCGAUGCGUUGAAUGCGAAGGUCUUGAACACGAUUGUUGCGGCGCAGAUGCUUGUGCCGGCUGUCAUUGAACACAAGGCGAACGUUCUGAUGCUGACGCCGAGUGUGACGCCGGCUUUGAGGCUGCCGAUGCAUGCGAUUGAGAGUACGGUUUAUGGAGCGCUGCAGGGCUUUGUGCAGACGUUGGAGGCGGAGUUGAGGCAGGAUGGGGUGCGGGUGAGCCAUCUUAAGCUGGGACAUAUUGAGAUCCCAGCUGUGACGGCGAGGCAGAGGAGGGAUGGAGUGCCGCUGCCGAAGUUGAAGCCUACGCCGUUGAGGCAGCUGCAUGAUACUGUCUUCGAUACGCUUACGGCACGAAGGCCGUGGAGGACGAUUCGGGCGGGACGGGGGAGCUUGGCCUAUGAUCUGAUAGGGAGUCUGCUGCCGCCUACUUUCAUUGCGUGGAUGAUGGGCGCGAGUAAGAGGCCGACGAUUGUGAGAGAUGCUAGCGAUGAGAGUUUGAGCGCGAGUGCUGGGAGCAUUACGUGGGAGAAGAUCGAAGAGGAGUGA
Molecule: messenger RNA, 1215 nt
Organism: Fulvia fulva
Lineage: Eukaryota; Fungi; Ascomycota; Dothideomycetes; Mycosphaerellales; Mycosphaerellaceae
Product: UPF0744 protein
Exons: 1
Coding region: 1-1215 (404 amino acids)
Source: RefSeq, a predicted model, not a curated record